AUGAGCGAAAAAGGGCUUAGUGAAAUACUCGCGAAUGGAGUGGCGGUCAGUGCAAAAACAGUGGCAGUUAAGCUGGAUGCAAUAGUGUGCGAUGCACCUGCCAAAGCAUACAUUCUUGGCAUCAAGGGUCACAACGCGUAUGCAAGCUGCACAAAAUGCGUAACACAAGGGGAGUACCAGCAGGGUCGUGUGUGUUUUCCGCAGCUGGAUGCUGAUGCAAUGACAGACGAACGUUUUCGCUGUGGCACCUUUGAGCAGCACCAUGUCAGUGAGACUAUUUUAAAGGAACUGCCUAUAGAUAUGGUACGACAGGUGCCUUUAGACUACAUGCAUCUCGUGUGUCUAGGUGUGGUCCACAAGCUCCUGACUUUGUGGUUCAAGGGUGACAGAUCGUAUCGACUUGGGAGAAGCACCAAGGACCGGAUCUCCCUCGAGCUUCUGAGAGUGGAACCUUACGUGUGCUCGGACUUCUCCAGGAAGCCUCGUACUCUCACUGAAUUAGACAGGUGGAAGGCCACAGAAUAUAGAACGCUGUUGCUCUACACUGGCCCCCUUGUGUUGUUGUCCAGAAUACCAAGCCACCUCUAUGCAAACUUCAUGGUGCUGCAUACUGCGGUCACCAUUUUGUGCAGCCGCAGUCUUACUGAGCAAUAUGCAAACUAUGCACACCAACUUCUUGUACUUUUUGUUCAGGUGUUCACGACACUGUAUGGACCGCACAUGGUUUCCCACAAUGUUCACAACCUCAUUCACCUAACCAGUGAUGUCCGUGAGCAUGGCCCUCUCGAUAAGUGGAGUGCAUUUCCAUUUGAAAACUAUAUGCAGACGCUGAAAUCUAUCAUCAGGAAACCAGAUCGUCCGCUUGAACAGCUUCACAAUCGUACAAUGGAACGUCGAAAGCUGCCAAAACAGCACAAGCAUACCAGUCUGGAUGUGAAAUGUUCCAUCAUCCACACAGGAGGUCCACUUCCUUUGAACUGCAGUGGGUCCCAAUACAAAAAGGUUGUGGUACCAGGAAGGUUCACCCUGCGCACACAAAAGAGGGACAACACAUGUGUGCUGCAGGACGGAUCAAUAGUUCGUAUUGAGAACCUCGUGUGUACUGAUAACUCAGGCGAGGUCCUUGUCAUUGGAAGAAAGUUCGUGAACCCUGGUGACCUCUACGUUUAUCCCUGGUCAUUCCCAUUUCGAAUUAUUAAGUUUCCUGAAGAAGGCAGUGCCAUCGCACUUGUACAUGCCAGUUGGAAACGUGACGGGAAAUGCGCAUGGCCAAAUGAGAAAAACCCGAGGCGCCUCGAGCAGAUGGUCUUGAGAGGUGCGGAACCCCAGCCUGACUGGCAGCUGCAUGACUGCAUUGAAGUUGCGAAAUUUGAAACCUAUAAGGAAGCACGAAUAAAGCUGCGGUGUGCUGAAGAUACAUCUGAUAUCUGCAGUGACCGCGAGUACGGCCGAGGAAAAAGGAAGAAGAAGCGCAAAGUAUGGUCUGAUGAAUCCCACGAGGUCAGCAGUUUCUCAGAUGACGACGAUGGCAAUUACCAGACAUCCGUUCUCCCGCGACCACCGACACCGCCUGAGACAGCAUUUCUUGGUUUAUACCCCAUGUCAACACCAACAGCUGAACCGGUUCUUCAAAGCUACGUACAGGUCGCUAAUUGUGGCAGAGGCUCCUAUGAGCAGUUGCAAGCCUGUCCAUCGCUUGUUGGCGGUUCCGCACGUCCCAGGCCCUCAUCUCAGCCACAGCCUUCACGUCUGCCUGCCUCCUCGCAACACCAGGUACGCAGUGGACAACCACCAAGCUCUACCUCGCACGCACAUGAAACAUCGCAUCACGAACUCUCAACAUCCCAGCAAUGGCCGUCUACCAGUUUGCCGGCACGUUGCGGCUCAACAUCAGGUCCGUCCACACAGCAGCAUGAAUUCUCGUCAUCGCAACCAUGGUUGCCGCGCCCACCUUCAUUGCAGCAUCAGGGCUCUAUACUGACCUUGCCCUCAGAAGGACCUGAAGCACUGCAACAUGAACCUUCGUCAGCUGAGCCAUGGCAUCUGCACACUGGCGGUACAACCCAGCAUCAAGGUAAUGGCUUCCAUGGUGGGUGCGAAAGACAGCCACUAAGUGCCACAAGUGGCCCACCAUUGCACUGUUGUGAAACGCCACCGCAGACAUUGUUGCAAGCUCAGUCAUGGAACCCUUCUCCUCGUGGGGCUUCUGAGGACCAAGGUGUCAGGGGCCAAAACACGAAGCACCCACGAGCAGCAGAUCGCACAUCAAGCCACGCGUACCAGAACUUAAGCUCAGGAUACUGUCAGGAAACACUAACACUUCUGCACACCAUAAGGCUAGUGCAGCAAAAGCAAAGUGAGCAGUUGCUGGUCAUUAUCAGCAAGCUGAACAGCAGCACCACUGUUGAUCAACUGUCGACUGCAAGCUGCUUCGAUGAGCAGAUUAAAACUACAGAGGAGCUCAUGGCCUUCGAAGAGGAGCUAAAGAACAACCCUGAGAAAAGAAACCAACUUAAGCUCUUUAUGAAAUUCAUAGGAGGCUCUGAUGUAGGAGAGAAAACAAGCAGGAUCUUGUCAAAAUUGCUGUCGAUCAACGUGGGCAAGGAUUUCAGCCUCCAUGGUACGAAAGGGAAACGAAAAUUCACUGACCUCCAGAUAUGGAAGCUGAUGUGCGGUUGCUUGGUGCCAGUGAACCAACAGCAAGCUGAAAAGGAAGGUACUAUGAAAAACGUAGAAAAAGCUGCACAGUCAUGGUUGCGUCAUGCCCCUGAUACCUACAAAAAGCAACAAGCCAAAGCAAGUGGAGAAAGUGCCAGUCAGCAGUAAACAUGUUGCGGGCACCACAUUCAGCACACAGACAUUGAGCCAGUCUCAUCCGUGCCUUUCAUGACGUUAACAUAUACUCACGCUAAGUGUAUGUUUGUGUAUGUUUGAACUGUAUUCUUACCUGUUGACCUAUUUUACAUUGUUGUUUGUGAGGUGUAUAGCUGACAACAUUGUGUGUAACUGCGAACUUCCUCUGCAGCACAGAAAUGCAACUGAUCUACCUAACACAAAAUGCGGUGCUUGUGGGUACACGGGAGCUCCUACACCAAACAAAAAUUACCGUACUUUCUAAAUAUUGUAAUGUCUUGUUAGUGUCAUGUUUCUUUUUUAUGCUCACUCUUACUAGUCACAUUUGCACUUUCAUGCCACCAUAUGUGCCUUGAACUCGUUUAUUUUAUGCAGAUGCAUCACAAGACAACGACUUUUUAUAUUGAUACAACUUGGGGAUGCAGUUUAGGUGCCCUGUGCGCCCAGUUGUGUUUUCUUACCUAGUCAGUUCUUUCGGUUCUUCAUGUUAGAGGAAUAUGUACUAGAAUGCCGUCCUCUGUACUUCAUUUACUAUUCAUACAACAUUGAAUAAGUAUGUCUUUGAGCAACAAUAAAUGCUCAAUUUAUAUUGGUUAAAUACCACAUACUGUGAUACCAAUGUAAGUGACACAAACGCAUGCACUGUUAGGCUUUUUGUCCAGCUUAUGCAACGAAUGAGAGGUUUUUAUUACAGCUAGUUGAAUUCAGUUUUCUGAGUUCAGAAGUUCUGCCAAGUGAAUUCUACGUUUUAUUCACCAGUAUUGCAAUGCCACUACACAUUUGUCGAAAGUACUUAACGUUCCGUAACAGUUUAUUAAAGUACCUGUG
Messenger RNA from Ornithodoros turicata, 3681 nucleotides. RefSeq lists its product as uncharacterized. NCBI's taxonomy places the organism in Eukaryota, Metazoa, Arthropoda, Arachnida, Ixodida, Argasidae. The transcript is spliced from 14 exons. The record is from RefSeq and is a predicted model, not a curated record. The coding region runs from base 1 to 2826 and encodes 941 amino acids.